This is a messenger RNA of Rhagoletis zephyria (snowberry fruit fly), 1215 nucleotides long. RefSeq lists its product as uncharacterized. The record is from RefSeq and is a predicted model, not a curated record. NCBI's taxonomy places the organism in Eukaryota, Metazoa, Arthropoda, Insecta, Diptera, Tephritidae.
UGAAUGCGUCAGGACGAACGCAAAAAAUUGCGCAACUUUUUACGGAAACAGGAAAUGUAUUGUUAAAAAUUUAACACGAACUAUUGAACACUGCCUUCAAUACUCCAAAAAAUGUCCCCAUUACAGCAUUAUAUUGUGGCACUGUUAGUACUUGUUCCCUCGAUCAUCCCAGCCGAUACAUUUUUCGCUGUGGCAGGCCGAAAAGUGAAGCGAACGGGGACUUACUUGAAUGUACCACCGCCGCCACAACCGCAACCACAGCCUUCGCCCAGCGCAGCUGCGGCACACCACGUGGAACAGGAACCCUAUCCUUAUGAAGAUGUCAACGAACAUGACUUUCACUCUCAACCAGACAUAGCGCGCUACGAAACUGAUUUUACGCCCACACAAACGCAAACCCACGCACAUACCCAUUCGCAUGCUCUUGCUACCGCUUCCGGGGGCAAAUACCUCGUCGACAAUGGAUUGCGUAGCAUUGCCAAAGGUUCGGCAGACCAAGCGAAUUCUGCAGUCGCCAGCCAAAAUGCUGCAGGCAAGCAAGCUGCUUACGUGGCAAAAAGUACGCUUGCGCAAGCAGCGGCUCAAGCCGCUGGCACCGCAGUGGCCGUACUGAAAGGCAAGGAGGUGCUUCUGCGGCGGCUCGAAGAGCAAAACAUAGAUGAACACAAGUCAUUGGAAGGUGAAAUAACGCAGCUGCAGCAGGCGAAACGCUCCGCCAAGACGGCACAAUAUGCCGCACAACAGUCCAUAAAUCAUGUAUCUGUGCUGACAGCGGCCCUCAACAAUGCACAAUCCGCCUCGGAGUUGACACAGAGAGCAGCAUCAGAGGCGGCCGCAGAGUUGGCUUCACAAAUCGAUAUGGUUUCGCAAGCCAAGGCGAAGCUGGAGCAAUUAGAGUCGCAGCUCUACACAGCUCGUUUGGAUUAUGAGGAGACGAAGGAGGCGGCAGAAAAGGCAACACUGUCGGCACAGGAGGCGCAGAUCAACGCCAACGAUGCUGCAGUACAUGCGAAUGUGGGGCUGAGUGAGGCGGUGCAUGCGGGAGCGCAUGACAAGAGCGAUCACGUUGCGGCGACGGUAAUCGGCUCAAAUACCGCCACUGACCAAACGCAAAGCUACGGGCGUAAAAAGAAGUGAUUAAAUUGAGUGAUAAUGGAGUUGUUUUUGAGAGAUGCUAAGUUUUUGCUUUAAGGUUUUUCUACUCUAUUUAUUAAU